Molecule: messenger RNA, 1164 nt
Organism: Triticum turgidum subsp. durum (durum wheat)
Lineage: Eukaryota; Viridiplantae; Streptophyta; Magnoliopsida; Poales; Poaceae
Source: the annotation of a GenBank genome assembly
AUGGCGCUGACGAGUCGCCUUCUGGGCGUCCUCCUCGGCAUCACAGUGCCGCUGCUCUUCUUCUCCCGUGCAGAGGGGGGUGAGGUAGGCGUGUGCUAUGGGAGGAUGGCGACUAACCUGCCUGACCCGGCGACUGUGGUGCAACUGCUCAAGAAGAACAGCAUCACCAUGGUGAGGAUCUACGACACCGACCCGACGGUGCUGCGCUCGCUGGCCGACACCGGCAUCAAGGUCACGGUGGAGCUAACCAACGAGGAGCUGCCCUCCGCUGCCACGGACCAAAAUUUCGCUGAUCAAUGGGUGCAGAACAAUGUGAAGGCCUACUACCCGGCCACGCAGAUCAAUGGCGUGACGAUCGGGAACGAGGUCUUCAAAGAGGCUAGUCAGUUGAACUCCCAGCUCGUCCCGGCCAUGAAGAAGGUGCAAGCGGCGCUGGCUCGACUGGGCCUGGCGGACGCCGUGAAGGUGACCACGCCCAUCGCGUUCGACGCGCUCAAGACGUCGUUCCCGCCCUCCGAGGGUGCGUUCCGUGACGACAUCGCGUUGUCGGUGAUGAGCCCCAUGGUCGACUUCUUGCAGGAAACCGGGUCGUACCUCAUGAUGAAUAUCUACCCGUACCUUGCGUACCUCAGUACUCCCGGCAUGUCCAUCGACUAUCUCUUGUUCCGCCCCAACGCUGGCAUUCUUGACAGGAAUAGCAGGCAAACGUACUUCAGCCUCCUCGACGCGCAGCUUGACGCUGUGUACUAUGCGAUGGAGAAGCUGCCGUCCUCCAGCCUGCGUGCUGGGGGGAUGAGGAAGCUCACAGCAGGGGGCGGAAUACUGGAGGUGAAGCUUGGUGAGAUUCACCACCCAACCAGAGGCCACCAUGGCGUGGGAACAAGAGCCAACGCCCAAGCGUUCACCGAUGGUCUCAUGAGAAAAGUGCGUGGCGGUAACUCCGGCACCACCUCAAACAGAUAUAACCGGCUCGCCACCAGUGCUGUCGGCACCCCGCACCGUCCCAACGCCGAUCUUGACGUGUACAUCUUCGAACUCUUCAAUGAGGACAACAAGCCCGAAGACGAGCAGGACUUCGGGUUGUUCUACCCGAACCAGCAGCCCGUGUACCAAGUCGACUUCGUCCAUGGCGGCACUGGUGCCGGCCCCGUGCAACCGAGCUGA